Penicillium brasilianum is the source of this 1505-nucleotide messenger RNA. Lineage: Eukaryota; Fungi; Ascomycota; Eurotiomycetes; Eurotiales; Aspergillaceae. The record is from the annotation of a GenBank genome assembly.
CUUUUUCCCUUCUAUAUCUGCUUAGUCAUACAAAACAGACCAAUCAGAAUGCAGAAUUCUGUCUCCCUUUCGGCGAAGAUGCCACCCCUUCCUAAACGCUCCAACAAGGGCAUAUCGGACGCUCAGAAAAAAGCUCUACGCGCCUUUGCAUCCGACACGCACCCUCGACCAUCUCAAAGAGCUUGUGUUGAAUGGUUUAAGUCCCAAUUCGAUCGUCUGAUUGACCGGGCUACCGUCUCGAAAAUUCUUUCGUCUAAAUACGAUCAUCUUGAUACUGGCCUUGCUAGUUUCCGUACGCGUCCAUCGAUGUCGCAGUGGCCUAUAUUAGACCAAGCUCUGUUUGAAUGGCAGCAGCGACACCAGGACGCUGGCUUUCCAAUAACAGGCCCUCUACUUCGGAUGAAAGCUAUCGAGUAUUGGAAGAAGAUACCCGAAUAUCAACACCUUCCACUUCCCCUUUUCUCGGAUGGGUGGCUUACUCGGUUUAAAAGACGUCAUCAUCUUCGAUAUUACACCUUCCACGGCGAAGCUGCGUCAGUCCCAACGUCAAUACACGAAGAUAUAAAAGCCCUCCGGACGAUCUGCGGCCAUUAUCAGAAGGAGGAUAUCUAUAAUAUGGACGAAACUGGUCUUUACUGGCGUCGUAUGCCGAAUGGUGGCCUAUCGACGCAAAGCCAGGCCGGUCGGACGCAAGAUAAGGCCCGAAUCACUAUAGCAGUUGCGACGAAUGCUACUGGUUCAGAUCGAAUGCCACUAUGGUUGAUUGGUACAGCAAAGACGCCGCGCGCGCUUCGGAAGAUUAAUACACGAGCGAUUAGAUGCGUCUGGCGCUGGAAUAAGAAAGCAUGGAUGCGCGGUGAUAUUAUGGGCGAAUGGCUCCGCGCGUUUUAUAAGCAUAUUGGCAAGCAAAGACGUGUCCUUCUCUUACUGGAUAAUUUCAGCGCGCAUCUAUCUGCCCUUGACUAUGCGCCACCGCCGUCUAAUAUUAAGGUGCUCUUUUUUCCGGCAAAUGCGACGUCGGUUUAUCAGCCAUUAGAUCAAGGAAUCAUCCGGAAUCUAAAGCACCAUUAUCGGAAGAAAUGGAUAACCUAGAUGAUUAAUAUGAUUGAUCGUGGUGUCAAUCCUGGAGAGAGAAUGAGCCUAUAUUAUACCCUCCACUGGAUUACCCAGGUCUGGCGUAAUAACGUGCUCGAUCAGACAAUUCAGAACUGCUUUGAAAAAAGCACGAUUAUUUGUCCGAGCACUAAUGAGACGCCUAAGCUAGAAUCGCUUGAACUUAGGCCUCUAUAUCAGAGCUUAAUCGAGCGGAUUCCUUCAGGCGGGGAUGCGCAGGAAGUUAUGUCUUUGGAUGAAUUCCUAAACCCAUCAGACGAAAAUGACGUUGCAGAGCCUGAUUUAUCCGAUAUAAUCGCUGAUUUCUCUAAUAGCGGUCAUGAUGAUGGUGCGCAGGAUGAUGAAUAUAUAUCUGGGCCACCAGUGGAUGUGCCAUCUAGCACUGAGGCAAU